Girardinichthys multiradiatus is the source of this 1828-nucleotide messenger RNA. RefSeq names its product isocitrate dehydrogenase [NADP], mitochondrial. The record is from RefSeq and is a predicted model, not a curated record. NCBI's taxonomy places the organism in Eukaryota, Metazoa, Chordata, Actinopteri, Cyprinodontiformes, Goodeidae. Bases 154 to 1515 code for a protein of 453 amino acids. Gene Ontology annotation, cellular component: mitochondrion. Gene Ontology annotation, biological process: isocitrate metabolic process. Gene Ontology annotation, molecular function: magnesium ion binding; isocitrate dehydrogenase (NADP+) activity; NAD binding. The transcript has 12 exons.
GCUGUAAAUCGGAAAGUCGGAGCUAUUUCCGCCUACCAUUGGAGCUCCACCGGCCACGCAGCCUGCAGCCAGGUGCGCGUGGACCUGUUCUCAUGUGUGCAGCCAGGUGCGCGUGGAUCCAGCCGCGUCUUCUACAUCUGCCCCCUUCCAAACAUGGCGGUAUACAUGAGAGCUCUGAGCACCGUGUGGAGGAGCGCGGCCGCUCCGCUGUCACCAAGCCCCGCGGCGCUUUCACCAGCUGCCGUCUGCGUUCAGAGACCGCGGCAGAGGGACUAUUCAACAAAGCGCAUCAAUGUGGACAAGCCAGUGGUGGAGAUGGAUGGUGAUGAGAUGACUCGCAUCAUAUGGGAGUUCAUUAAAGAGAAGCUCAUCUUACCAAAUGUGGAAGUAGAGCUGAAAUAUUUCGACUUGGGUCUGCCCUAUCGAGACCAGACGGACGACCAGGUCACCAUCGACUCAGCUCUGGCUACUAAGAAAUACGGUGUGGCCGUCAAGUGUGCCACAAUCACGCCUGACGAGGACAGGGUUGAAGAGUUUAAGCUAAAGAAGAUGUGGAAGAGUCCUAAUGGAACCAUCAGGAACAUCUUGGGUGGCACAGUUUUCCGUGAGCCAAUCCUGUGUAAAAACAUUCCCCGUCUCGUUCUUGGUUGGACACAGCCCAUCACCAUUGGCAGGCAUGCCUUUGGAGAUCAGUACCGGGCCACAGACUUUGUUGUGGACAAGCCUGGGAAGUUUAAGGUCGUGUUCGCUCCGGCAGAUGGAAGCAAGCAGCAGGAGUGGGAGGUCUACGAUUUUCAGGCUGGAGGCUGUGGGAUGGGAAUGUACAACACUGAUGAGUCCAUCAGUGGCUUUGCUCACAGCUGCUUCCAGUACGCCAUUCAGAAGAGGUGGCCUCUAUACAUGAGCACAAAGAACACCAUCCUCAAGGCCUAUGAUGGCCGUUUCAAGGACAUCUUUCAGGAAAUAUUUGAAAAGACAUACAAACCCGAAUUUGACAAGUUGAAGAUCUGGUAUGAGCACCGACUCAUUGACGACAUGGUGGCCCAGGUUCUGAAGUCCAGUGGAGGAUUUGUUUGGGCCUGCAAAAAUUAUGAUGGAGAUGUACAAUCAGACAUUUUGGCUCAGGGCUUCGGAUCUCUGGGUCUAAUGACAUCAGUGCUGGUGUGUCCUGACGGCAAGACUAUCGAGGCAGAAGCUGCUCAUGGCACUGUCACCAGGCACUACCGAGAACACCAAAGAGGCAAACCCACCAGUACCAACCCCAUUGCAAGUAUCUUUGCCUGGACCAGAGGAUUGGAACACAGAGGAAAACUGGAUGGAAACUCGGAUUUAAUAAAGUUCUGUAAGACGUUAGAAAAGGUGUGUGUGGAAACAGUGGAGAGCGGGGUGAUGACCAAAGACCUUGCAGGCUGCAUCCAUGGCUUGUCUAAAGUCAAGCUGAAUGAACAUUAUGUCAACACAUCUGACUUCCUGGAUGCCAUUAAGAUCAACCUGGACAAAGCUCUGGGAAAGUAAACAAUCAGACACCACAGUCAACAGAUUUACAAGAACAAAUGUGUACCUUUCUGCUAGUAUGAAUCCUUGUAUAUGGAUGGAUUGUAUAUUUUUGAUAAAGAAGAAAUUUUGCCUUUUAUUCCUGUUCAUUUCACAAACCCCGUCAGCUUUAAAUGUUUUAUAUUGCAUACAGUAAAUAAGGGUAAAGUACAAAUGAAGUUUAAUGUUAAGUUAUGACUGACAGGAAGGUUUUAGGUUUUUAGUUUUAACCUGUGGCAUUGUCGGGGAACACUAUUAAAUUAAAAGAUUAAAAUAAAAGAUGUUAUCAAUAAAA